AGGAGAGAGAGAGAGAGAGAGAGAGAGAGCUGAAGAACAUCUGCUUACCAAGACCAGGAGUGUCCAGCUGCAGACUGUGCAAACUCCUAGGUGGACCCACACUGGUCUCCCACACCUCUCUCUGGACAGAACAGUUCAAUCAACAAUCUCUAUAUCUCUUCUGGCAGCAAGGAUGAGGAGCCUGGCUCUCUGCUUCUUCUGCCUGCUCUGCUGCUACGCUGCCCGGGUGGAGGGCAGAGACAGACUCCGCUCCAAGCCCUCCAAGGUGUCCAGGGGCAGGGAGGUCUCUGAGGACACCAACAAGCCUGGGGGUCAGAGGAGCCCAGGGAGCCCGUGCAAAGGGAAGCCUCUGGACUUUGUCUUCAUCAUCGACAGUUCGCGCAGCGUGCGUCCCCACGACUACGAGAAGGUCAAGACCUUCAUCGCCAACAUCCUGCGCUUCCUGGACGUCGGGCCCGAUGCCACGCGCGUGGGGCUGCUGCAGUACGGCAGCGUGGUCCAGAACGAGUUCUCCCUCGCCACCUACGCCACCAACGGCGAGGUGGACGCCGCUGUGCGCACCAUGGAGCACCUGGCCACGGGGACCAUGACGGGCCUGGCCAUCCAGUACGCCAUGGAGACGGCGUUCUCCGAGGCGGAGGGGGCGCGGCCGGCCGACAUGCACAUCCCGCGGAUCGCCAUGAUCGUGACAGACGGGCGGCCUCAGGACACGGUGGAGGAGGUGGCGGCGGAGGCGAGGAAGGCGGGGAUUCAGAUCUUCGCUAUCGGGGUGGGCAGGGUGGACAUGAGCACGCUGAGGGCCAUGGGCAGCGAGCCCCACUCGGAGCACGUCCACCUGGUGGCCAACUUCAGCCAGAUCGAGACGCUGACCUCCGUCUUCCAGUCCAAGCUGUGUGGAGACACAGACGUUUGCUCCGUGGUGGACCACGGCUGUGAUCACCUCUGUGUGAGCACCCCGGCCUCCUACAUGUGCCGCUGCAGGAAGGGCUACACCCUCAACCCCGACGGCAAGACCUGCAAAGCGGAGGACCUGUGUGCGGUGGUGGAGCAUGGCUGUGCCCACAUCUGUGCCAACCUGCCGGAGGCCAGGUACGAGUGUCGCUGUCGGCCGGGGUACGAACUCAACCAGGACCUGAAGACAUGCAGGAGGAUAGAUUACUGUGACUUGGGGAACCAUGGCUGCCAGCAUGACUGUGUGAGCACUCCCGAGUCCUACGUCUGCCGCUGCAAGAAGGGCUACGUCCUCAACCUGGACGGCAAGACCUGCAGCAAGAUAGACCACUGUGCCCUGGGUACCCAUGGUUGUGAACAUGAGUGUGUGAACACAAACAAGUCCUUUGAGUGUAAAUGCAGGACGGGCUACAUGCUUCGACCAGAUGGGAAGACCUGCAAAAGUCUAGACUUGUGCCAGUCGGUGGACCAUGGCUGUGAGCAUCUGUGUGUCAGCACACCUGACUCCUACAGCUGCAAGUGCUUUGAAGGAUUCAUACUGGGGGAGGACGGCAAGAGCUGCAAAAAGCCAGACUGUGGAGACGGAGUGAUGGACCUGAUGUUCAUCAUCGAUGGCUCCAAAAGCCUCGGCCCCUCCAACUUCGAGCUGGUCAAACAGUUUGUCAACGGCAUCGUGGACUCUCUGGAGGUGUCUGCUGCAGGGACCCACGUGGGCCUGCUGCAGUACUCCACCAAGGUCCGGACCGAGUUCACCCUGGCCCAGUUCACCUCAGGCCAGGAGGUGAAGAAGGCCGUGUCGGCCAUCCAGUACAUGGGACGAGGCUCCAUGACAGGGUCGGCCAUCCGUCAAAUGUUUGAGUACAGCUUCUCCACCAAGGAGGGCGCCAGGCCGGGCAUCGCUCGUGUUGCCAUCGUGUUUACCGACGGGAGAUCCCAGGAUGACGUCUCGAAGUGGGCUGCCAAGGCUAAGGACGCCGGUAUCACCAUCUAUGCCCUUGGAGUGGGCAAGGCUAUCGAGGAGGAACUCCGAGAGAUUGCAUCAGAGCCAGACGAGAAGCAUUUGUAUUAUGCUGAAGACUUCAGCCGCAUGGGAGAAAUAACUAACAAACUGAAGUCAAGGAUAUGUAAAGACAAGCCGUCAGGUGAAGAGAUGUGUAAGUGUGAGAACGUGUUGUUGUUCCAGAACCAGGUGACGGAAAAGCUGAAGAAACUCGCCCAGAAUAUUGAACUUGUGUCGAAUAAGCUAGAAACUCUGGAGAUUCGCCUGGGACAGAAGUGAAGAACUGUUCAUGCAGCUACACCCAGUCGUUUCUAUCAUCAAGCCUUGGGAACGGAGUAACACAUUCAAGGAUGUCAAGUUCCUAUGAUGAGUGUGGACCUUUAUAAACUCCCAACGAGUAAAAUGAACCCUCCUGGAGUUAAAUAAGGAUAACACUUGGACAUUUCCUGUGAGACAUAUUAUCUUCGUUUUCUGCUGUAACAGCUGUUAAAUUAUGGUAUAUUUGUAAACAUUCUGGCAUAGUGUAUUUUUGUAUGGUUAGUAAGGCCUAGAAAAUGUAUCUACAACAGGUUUUAUAAAACAAAUGUAAUACACUUCCUACUCAAGCAUAAAUGUAUACUUGUAUACAUGAUUGUAUGAUGACAAGUCAAAGUAAAAGCAUUUUGUACAUCCGAAAUAAAAGCUUUUAUUUAGUCA
This is a messenger RNA of Hypomesus transpacificus, 2647 nucleotides long. Its product is annotated as matrilin-2-like. The record is from RefSeq and is a predicted model, not a curated record. The transcript has 12 exons. The coding region runs from base 173 to 2230 and encodes 685 amino acids. Gene Ontology annotation, molecular function: calcium ion binding. NCBI's taxonomy places the organism in Eukaryota, Metazoa, Chordata, Actinopteri, Osmeriformes, Osmeridae.